This is a messenger RNA of Vanessa atalanta (red admiral), 1473 nucleotides long. RefSeq lists its product as uncharacterized. The coding region runs from base 1 to 1473 and encodes 490 amino acids. The transcript has 13 exons. Lineage: Eukaryota; Metazoa; Arthropoda; Insecta; Lepidoptera; Nymphalidae. The record is from RefSeq and is a predicted model, not a curated record.
AUGGUAUCAAAUAUGAGAUUAAUAAUAAUUUGGGGAUUCUGCAUUUUACAUGUAGUGCACACCAUUACGCCUCACACACGCUUAGACUCUUCAGCGGAAUCCGCGGAGCUGUCAACAGAGUCAUUCAGUUCUCUUGAAUCAGCUGAACUAAACGAGGGUUCUGGAGAUGACCCACCUUCCUUGAUCGCUACUAGCAAGAAUGAAACGAGAGAGGCACUUAAAUCGGACGGCAGUGAACAGGAUCCAGUCGUAUUCCUGUCAGAUAAGAAUGGUUAUAUUCCAGUUAGCAUCAAACCACGUUCUCCCGCAGUGGAUUCAAGCUGGCGAGAACCUCCUGCUUGGGAACGAGAGUACAGGCGACAUCGGACAAAUGGCAGCAGAGUACAAUAUAUUGAAGCAGAAUGUCAAGAUGACUUUAUGAAGAUAAGGGUUGGCUUCAAUGGAUCAUUUAAUGGACUUGUUUAUUCAGCCGGUUAUUCGUACGAUCCAGAUUGCAUGUAUAUAAACGGUUCUGGUCGUGACUACUACGAGUUCUACAUACAACUGAAUCGUUGUGGCACUCUUGGAAGAAACAGCCAGCACGAUGACACGAAGAAACAUCCGACUAAGAAUCUGAUGUGGAACACAAUUACCGUGCAGUACAAUUCUCUAAUCGAGGAGGAACUCGACGAACACUUCAAGGUGACGUGUGAAUAUGGAUACGACUUUUGGAAGACUGUCACGUUUCCCUUUUUAGACGUCGAAGUAGCAACGGGUAAUCCUGUUGUAUUCACAUUGCAACCGCCGGAGUGCUAUAUGGAGAUUCGUUCCGGAUACGGCGCAACCGGUGCGCGCGUCACCGGCCCAGUGCGGGUGGGCGACCCUCUCACCCUGCUGAUAUAUAUGAGGAGUGCAUAUGAUGGUUUCGACAUUGUCGUUAACGAUUGCUUUGCGCACAACGGAGCCGCGAAGAGGAUUCAACUCAUAGAUGAAUAUGGCUGUCCAGUGGAUGACAAGCUAAUCUCACGGUUCCGCGGCUCGUGGUCGGAGUCGGGCGUGUUCGAGACGCAGGUGUACGCGUAUAUGAAGACGUUUCGCUUCACGGGCUCGCCGGCUCUCUACAUUGAGUGUGAUGUCAGAAUGUGCCAUGGAAGAUGUCCAUCACAGCCUUGUCACUGGCGUAAUAUGAAGAGCGUGCGUCGUCGGUCCGCCGACACGGAGACGGCGAGCGUGGCGCCGCGGCUGUCCGAGAACAUCUCGCUCUUCCAGUCGCUGCGCGUGCUGCAGGAGGGGGAGGAGGACGACACUGUGGCCGCGAUAGAAGGACAGACCUGCAUGAAGACAUCCUCAUUAUCGGCGAUGAUAGUGUCCUGCGUGGUGUUGGUGGUAGCGUUGCUAGCAGGGUUACUGGUUGCCGCACGCGGCUGGCGGCGCGACCGGCAACGCAGCCAGCCAAUACAUGCAUAUGUUCCUCACAAGGGACGGAUCAAAUAG